AUGAAUUAUAGUUUAAACAUCCAAAUUUUUACAACAUGGAUAAUCUUGUUUAUUUUUUGCAUUUUUCCUUCUUUAUGCUUUGAUCCAAAAAAUGAAACAGAUAAUUUCAACAAUGAAAUAUUUAGUAAAUAUCUAGGAAAGGGAUAUGAUAUUUUGUUUGGAUAUCCAUUACCAAAUAACGAACUUAUAGAAGAUCCAGGAAUUAGAGAAGUUAUAUUAGAUACAACAAAUACUAUAAAUGUGAUACAGGACUUUACCUGUAAAAAAGACGAAUAUUUAAAUGUUAUAGAAAGUAUCAAUGAUGUUAUGGAUCUAGCAAUGGAAAACAUAAAUAUUGACGAUCUUGAUACAAAUAUAAGACCAUUUUCAGCAUCUAUGCCAUAUGCAAGUUAUUUUACAGAUUUAGAGAUAAAAAAAAAAAAAUAUGCAAUUGCACAAAAUACAUGUUUACAUAGUUACGCCUCACUUAAUUUAAGAGAAUCUACAAAAACUAUGAAUAAGAAUUUUUUAUUGGAUACAGAAAAAUUACCUGUCUUAUCAAAUAAAAAAGAAGAUAAAUGCUCAAAAAUAUUAUAUCUUUAUGAUCCGAACAAUGAGUAUUGUUUAAAUUCUAUAAAACCGUGGAUUGAAUUUUUCCAAAAAUAUGGAACACAUUUACUACUAUCAGCCCAUUUCGGAGGAAAAUCAUUUAAUUCUUUAGAAAUUACAAUGCAAAAAUCAGAAGAAAUAAAGAUAUAUAAAUAUAAAUAUUCCAUUGGAAAUGUUCCAUAUUUAAAUAUAUUUAAGGCCCCAUCAUUAGUGCUAGAUAUUAUUGAGACAAAAAUAAACAGAAAACUUGAUUUAAAAAAAAAAGAAAUUCAAAAUAAAAAAGAAAUUAAUCUAGAUAUUAGAGGAGGAAACUCUUUUGACGGGAAAUGGAACGAAUUAACAUAUGAAAUUUGGAAAAGUUCCAUUUACUCAAACUUUGUUCCUGUUUAUCUUGAUUUAGUUUCAUUAAGUUCCUUUAUGAGUAAAAAUAAAAAGGAAUCUUAUGACAUUGCAUUAUUAUAUUAUAAUAACCUAUAUGGAACAGAUAAAGAAAAUUUAUAUCUGUCUCAAAAUAUAACGGAUGUAUUUUCAAAAGGAAAGCAAAUUACAGGAUCAGGUAAAGGGUCUUUAAUUUUAAGUUGUCCUGUUGGAUAUAUUAAAAGUACCGGGUUUAUUUUUUUUUAUGAUACUUCUGAAAAAUUAAAAAAUCUUAAAAAUGGGGAACCAAGAAUAAACAUUUAUCCCUGCCAUAAUAAAGGAGAAUAUGACAUUUCAUGCUCAUAUACAACCAAAAAUGAUAAUAUUAUUAGUUUUGGGUGGAUAUAUUGUGUAAAGCACAGCUUUAUAAAAUUUGAAACAAUUUACAAAGGAAGCAUUAGCCAAAAAGAAAAAUCAUUAGAUAUUAAAUGCUCUGAAGGAAACACUAUAGCGUUUGGAUUUAAGAUGAAAUUAAAAAAAAAAGAAAAUUUAGAAAAAAUAAAGGUUAAGCCAUGUAAUGUUGGAAAUAGUAACUGUUCUAUACAUGAAACAAAAAAUGAUUCAGAUUAUUUAUUGUGGGGAUUUUGUGUACCAUUAUCCUUUCAAACAAUUAGCUCCUUACAAGUAACAUACAUUUCUGAAAAAAAUGUAACUACUGAUGUAAGUGGAACCUGUUCAGAUAUUUAUAUAAAUAAAAAUGACAACAUUUUUUUAGGUUUUACCUUUUCUUUUAAUAAUGAUAUAGAAAAAGUAAAAACAUCUUCAUGUAAGGCUAACUCGAAAAUUUGCAUUAGUAAAAUAAAUAAAAAAAAUGAAAAACAUUAUAUUGGAAUGUUUCUACUAUGUAGAUACGAUGGAAAUCAAAAAAAAAAAUUUAAAUAUCAAUGA
Plasmodium relictum is the source of this 1893-nucleotide messenger RNA. RefSeq names its product perforin-like protein 4, putative (gene PLP4). The transcript has a single exon. The record is from RefSeq and is a predicted model, not a curated record. The coding region runs from base 1 to 1893 and encodes 630 amino acids. NCBI's taxonomy places the organism in Eukaryota, Apicomplexa, Aconoidasida, Haemosporida, Plasmodiidae.